GUAGACGAGUGUGAAACAGGACUACAUAACUGCCACGAUGAUGCAGAAUGCACCAACACCAAGGGUUCCUUCACAUGUACUUGCAAACCAGGAUAUACUGGGGAUGGCGUCAACUGUGCAGGUAGCAUAAUAUGGAGAUUAAACGAACACGUUUUCUUCUUAAGUCGUAAGCUCAGUUCCAUGCCAAAAAUAAUACAGCCAAAUGGAAUGUAGAAACCUGUUUCCAUAUUCAGUUAGUAAUAUGCCACGCGUUGUAUCAACCAAAAAAGUUUUGGCGUUGGUACGUGUCAAGUUGUGGCCUCCAAUCUCCCCCACAGAAAACUUUCCAUUUUGAUCCAACUACAUAAUAACAGCAGACAUAAUUUGAAGGCAAAAAAAGUUCAUUUAGAGGCAACCCUGCAAAGUACGUAUAUCAAAACAGCAAUAAAACUAGUAACUAAUUGCAACAAAUAACUAAUUGGCAUUCUUGCUUUCCUAAAACAGUCAAAUGAUAACUGGUCGAGCUCGAAGUGCAUCCCCAAUUAAGCACACGGGCUUAGUGCCAGUUAGGUUGGGGAGCAGCAACUCUGACCAACAGAUGUCUGGGACAGGGAACACUGUAGGAGCACAAAGGCUUACAGACAGAAAAACUUGGGAUCUAUCUUUAAUGUAACGGGAUCAUACCUAAUAAUAUACGUAACAAGGCAUGUAGGCCGAUAGCCAGCUAGGGCGCUAGAAACGGUUAGGGCGCAACAUUUAAGUCAAGAAGGUGGCUUACGACCCUGGCUAGAGGUCUGUAACAUUGCCAAUUUGACUGCAUCAAUCAUUGACUUAUGUCGUCGCCUAAAGAGGGGUAUGCGGGACAGCUGGCUGAAGCGUACAUUGAGACUAAAUACAUAAUUUAAGGAAAAGGAGCAAAACAGGGCUAACCAUACAAAUACAUAAAGUUAAGAAAUGAUAAAAUUCUGGAAACUGCCGGCAGGGCUGAGCUCGAAAGCAUGGCAUUACUAUCCCUCAUUCAAUAGACAUAAGAAUUAACCUGAUUCAGUUUGAUAAUUCAGCAAUAACUCUUGAUUUCCAGACAUAGACGAGUGUGACACGGGAAAUCACUACUGUGACCGCCUCCCUAGUACUAGGUGCUAUAACACCAAAGGAUCCUUCGAAUGUCCUUGCAGGAAAGGUUAUUCUAAAAAGGGCGGACAGCAUAUAUGUACAGGUAACAUCUCAAGAUCCCUUAAUUGAAACACUCAGAUAUUUCGUAGCCACGUCUCUUUCACAUCAAUUUCAUCUGUUCGAAAGUGGUUUUUCACUAAAUUCGCCUUAAUUUAAGUCGCGUUAAUCUCCAUAAUACCUUUUAUUAUCAUAGAGCAUUUAUUUCAUAUAAUAAGGGACCGUUCAUUUUUUAUGAGAGGGGGGGGCUGGUGGGAUUUGGGGGGGCACUCGAAAAAAAUUGGCUUGAAAGGGGGGGCCAGCCGAAAAAAAAUGAAGGAAAGGGGGGGUCGGACGAAAAAAUUAGAUUAAAAAUAGGAUAAGAGAUGUUUACAAAUCGAAGAAAAAUUGUGCUCUUUUAUUUAUAACAAAUAUGCUAAAACAGUUCCAGGGUAACAAGAAAACUUCUCAACAGCUUUUAUAUUUUAUAAGGACAGUGAACAUACCAUAAUAACCGUCUUGAAUAGCAAAAACUUUCUUUUCAUUCAUAAAAAUGUUGUUGUCAAGCUCAUAUAAUUAAAACUAAUAAUUUGAGUCCUGAAUUGGAACUGACCUCGUUACCAGAACUUUUCUCUGAGAAAUUUAAUGGGAGGGGCAUGAAACUACUACGAGGUGUCCCCUUCCUCAUUUUCGACGUUCUCUUCGAUCUCGUCGUCGCUGUGUUCCUCUUCUUCUUCCUCCUGUUCUUCUUCGUUGUCUUCCUCUUCUUCCUCUUCUUCGUCGUUUUCUUCUUCCUCUUUGUUCGUGUCUCCGACGUUUGAGCUAUAAUCUUCAGGAUGCAGGAAGCAAUACAUCCUGUUUCUUACUUCUGGCUUAAGGUUGGUAAUAAGCCUGCUUUGUGCCGCGUUGCUGAAGUAGCUUGAUUGCAGUAGGUGAGCGAUGAAUGCUGCAUUGCUGCAUUCAUUGUGAAACCAAAGUUUGUGGUUGACCAUCUCCAGCAUCUUGAGGUCAUAGAGUUUAAAAAAAAGAAGAGACUGGCGGAAAGGGCAAGGGAAAGUAGGUAGGCAAGAGAAAAGUCCUAUGAUGAUUAUCAUUGGGCUACUUUGUGCGAAGAUGCCGCCAAGCUAAAAAAGCUCCGUGUGCCAGAAUUGAACAAAUACUUACAACAUCAUGGGCUAUUAAAACAACAUCAGAAGAGCAGCAAGAGUGACAAAGUGAAGACAAUUAUGGGACACUUCCUGCAGAUGAAUACUCUCAGAACAGGUCAAGCCGAAGUGAGAGGCAGCAAUGAAUCGGGUCAACUAGACAGCAGUGGUGAAAGCAGUGAGGAAGAAGAAACUGAUGAUGAUUACAAGAGUGAUGCCCCUGACUCUGAAGACGACUCAAAUGAUGUCGUUCUUGCUUUUAUCGCCUCAGACGAGGAAUAUGUAGACGAGCGGCCAGCUACAACACGCUCAGGACGAGCAGUAACAAGAAGAGCUGAAAUUGACUUUUCAUUCUUUUGAGUGAGGAUUUGUUAAAAACAGCUUUCUAGCUUUCAGCUUUCUUUCACUAAAUUACGUGAAAUGUAACAAAACGGACUUUUUAAUGCAUUAACUUUUUAAAUACCUUAUGUAUUUUUUUUAUUCAUGGGGGGCCUUCCAAAAAAUUACUCUGAUGGGGGGGGGGAGGGGGCCAUGCGAAAAAAAUCGGAAAUUGGAGGGGGGUCAUACAAUUUUCAAAUUACACUCCUCCAAAUCCCACCAGCCCCCCCUACCCCAUAAAAAAUGAACGGUCCCUAAGGCAGGUAUAUUAUUGCAAUUCUAAUAGGACAUUUUCGACUCUACUCUAGCUUCUGUCCCGAGGUGCGAAGCCUUUUGGUAAGAAAACUAAUUUCAAAGGAGAAAGAUGUAAGAAAGAUCUCGUUUUGAAAAUGAGGGUUUUUGGAUCUGAUCAGAAAAUAAUAUUGAAAUAUUGCUCACAUGAAAUGGCUACUAUGGUAGGUCACAGUUACUUGCCGUGAAAGAAAAGCUAUACUCAGUUUAUUCACUGCCUGACUUCAAAAAUUCAAUCAACUUGUUAAUUGGUAAGAAAAGGUUUUGGCGAUGGCUUGGAGUGAUUACCGGAAAGCAUAUGACAUGAUACCACAUGGCUGGGUUAUUGAGUGUUUGGAGAUCAGUGUUCGGGAUAGCUAAGAAAGUGAAAAAGUUUCUUAUUGAUAGUAUGCACACAUGGAAAGUAGAGUUAUCAUCAUCAGGCGAGAUGUUGGAAGUCAUCCACAUUAGAAGAAGAGGCAUUUUCCAGGGCCGUUUGUUUGUGCAUGAUUUCAUUAACUUUGGUAUUGAGAAAAUCAACAGUAGCCUGCUCUUGCGAAGAUAUUUAAGGUUAACCAGCUUUUUAGGAACGACUUGAAAUUGUUUGAGAAUAAUGAAGACCAAAUAGAUUCGUUGAUGCAGACUUUACAGUGGCUUAGUGAGGACAUUGGAAUGGCGUUUGGGUUGAAAAAGUGUAGUUUGUUGGUAAUGAAAAGGGCCGGGAAAAAAAUAAGGUUUGAGUGUAUAACUCUUUUGGAUGGGCGGAUUAUGGGGGAAAUUGGCGAAGGCGGAUGUAAGAAACAAAAAGGAGUUGAAAAAAAAAAUGCAAGAGAGUAAAAAUCAAAAUUGAAUGGAAAGAAUAAGGUUAUAACGAUUAACACCUGGGAGUGUGCUUAGGUAUAGAGCAGGUAUUGUAAUGGGAAAACGAAGAACUGAAAGCAUUGGAUAGAAUGACUAGAAAGGUGUUGACAAUGAAUGAUUUUACAUACUUUCCAUGCAAAGAGCGAUGUUGAAAGAUUGUACUAUAUCGAGCUCGGAUGGAGGUCUGGAACUAAUAAGUUGUUAGGGGUUUGUGAGAGGUGAGGAAACCAUUUUUUGGGGUGUAUGUGAGGAUUACUCUUUAGACUUGCUACUGCAAGGGAUAAGUGUUACUGGUGUAAUUGAAUAUGAGGAAACAGUCACUGUAAAUAUGAAUUCAAAACAUCUUAAAAACGUGAAACUCAACAGUUGGAAGGAAAAAAGGCUGCAUAGUCAAUUUUUAAGAGAAAUACCCGAAACAAAACAACACAUGUAAGAAAAACUUGGAGCUGGUUACGAAAAGCAGACUUGAAGAUCAAACGGAAGCACCUAUAUAUGUUUGUAGCCCAGGAACAGGCUCUCAGGACCAAGUAUAUAACUGAUUACCAUAUUGAUAAGAGUGUAAAAAGUUAGCCCAAAGGGAAUAUAAACAGAGACAUGACAAUAUUGCAAAAGUAGUUUAUUGGAAGUUAUGUGUGAAAAGCUAUCUGGAAGAGAAGGACAGGUCGUACGAACACGUGCCUGAUAGUGUAAGUACAAACGAUGAGGUUAAAACUACUGUACGUGGGAUAAUGAACAUCCAAUGUCAUCACGUCGUUUAAAAAUAUCACGAGCUUAAAAGGGAAAUUGCAAGGAUGUGGAACAUUAGAACUGUGCUAGUUAUACCGACUGUUGUGGAUAAGUGACUGGAAAGUUGGACAUAACAAUUAUUAUUUCAUAACUUCAAAAAAACUACAUUUAUUUACUAGGAGCAGCAAGGAUUGUAAGGAAAGUGUUAGAGUCCUUGAGAAAGGAGUCGAAGUCUAAGGGGCCUUUGGUCAUGGGUUAUGACUCGCUCUCUUAAGUAAAUCGGUAUGAGAGCCAGUGCACGAAGCAAGAAAACAACAACAACAACAACUAUAAUAUAAUAAUAAUAAUAAUAAUAAUAAUAAUGAUAAUAAUAAUAAUAAUGAUAAUAAUAAUAGUAGUAAUUUAAAUGAUAAUUAUACUUAUAUAGUUAAUAAUGGAAAUUAGGAAUGAGUGGAGUCAGGAGACAACAUAGCUGGAGUCUGAUAUGUUUAACAAAAUUUGUGGUAAUUUCAGAUUUUAUAAAACUAAUUAAAACACAAGAUCUAGCGAGAGUUUUUUUUGCGGCUGGAAGAAAAAAAAAAACAACAACCAAAAAACAAAAAUGUCAAAGAGCCUGCGCGAUGGCGUAAUUGUUGUACCAUUGCUUAUAUAGGUAUGUAUGAUGGGCACUACCCCCGAGCACUGUCCCAUUACACUGUUAUAAUCUUAAUUAGAACAGCAUUUAGUAGUGGUAGUAUGACUCAAAUUGGAAUCAAUUCCGUCUGUAAUCAUCAGAGUGUUUAGAGGGUCUCAAUGGGGUGGUGGCAUUUACGGUUAUCGGCUAAAAUUUUGGCUCUUUUACGGUUAUCGGUUAAUUUUUUUUUUCAGUUAAGGUUAACUAUAAAGUUAAAAAUUAAUUUCUUUGUUUCAAAGAGUUAAAUAUUAAUAAACCUGUAUCUUUUCGUAUCCUUAAAGCAAAAUAAAUGUUUUAGGAUCAUCUCGAGAUGAAAUAAGUUAUUCUUCUGAAAAUUUUCAAUAUUUCAUAAAUCAUGCUUUUAGAGUAUUCCACUUCUAAUAUCAUUUUACACAUAAUAAUGUUAACAAUCAAAAAGUUUGUCAUCUUUUGCAUCCUGACGUGAUUUCCUUUUCUUCAGGGGCUACUGAUUCUUUCUUAGCGUCGCUUUGUAUUUCCUACCCUCUUCUCUUUUUACUACCACGAUAGGGUCUUUACCCCAGUGACGAACAGAUUGUACAACAUGAACUAAAAAAGAACAAGCAUACAGAUUGAGACUCGAACAUUUCUGUGACUCUCACAAGUGUCGGAGCCAAGCAGAGAAGUACACGGCUUUGAAUAGCUUUGCCGCAGUUUUCUCAUUCUCUUAAAAUGACAUGAACUCUUUGUUUAAAAUAGAAACAAAAGGUUAAGCUAUUGCCAGCCAACUAAAAUUUUUUGUGAGCCAUGAAACUGGACCAUUCCUAAUAAAAGACAUAACAGUUUAUUUGAAUAGAAUCUUCGUGAAAAGCAAAACUAGCAGAAACGCCGCGGGAACGUAAAGAGUCAAAGUAGCUGCGAAAUAAGCAACACAACCGUUCUAAGUGAGUUUAGCACGUUCCUCAAAAUUAUCAAAUCUAAGGAGCAAAACUUUUACGGUUAACUACUCUUUUUACCCUAUUUACGGCUAACGGUUAAAAUAUUUCAAUCAAUACGGCUAUCGAAUAAAUUUUGGGCCGUUUUACGCCUAUCGGUUAACCCCAUUGAGACCCUCUGUUUUGAGAAAACUGUUUUUCAGUAGUCCUUUUGUGAGCGAAAACGACUAUUUAGAAAAACGACAAACUGAAUAGUAGCACCUCCUGUUUUGUAGACGUCAACGAGUGUGCAACAGAAAAACACAACUGUCGCGGCAGUAGCAUAUGCCAUAACACCCAAGGAUCCUUCCUAUGUAACUGCAGGGUGCCAGGAUAUUCCUGGAACGGCGUUAAUUGCACAGGUAAAUAUACUGUACAUUGAGAUUGUACUAUAGUUUCCUCUGAUAAAAAAGGCCGCUAUGUGAUCAGGGUCUAUCAAAUGGUGAAAACAUUGUCAAUAUCAUCAUCAUUGAUAUCGCGGUUAUUUCCUCUUUUUCGUUGCUAGCUAUUUUAAAGAAAAAAUUAAACGAGAAAGGUUUUUGGAAUUCCUUAGGUUUUAAUUUGAUAAAAGCACAUGAAGUUUUGACAUGAUCUUUAAGGUCAAGUAAUACAGGCAACAUUUUCUCUUAACUUGUUGCACAACAUUGUUGCAUUCCAAGUUCAAAAGCGUUUUUGCCCUUAGAGUUUAAGAGUGCAAAUUAACUGUGCAGCCUUGUCUAAAAUUAAUUUGCCCUGUAUUUUGGGCCAUGGUUGUUUCUACUUUUGAUUUUGUGUUAAAAUUAGUAUUUAUUAUUUCAGAGCUUUUAAUACUGGUCUCAUUUCGGUGGCUGAACACCGAGAUAGUAUGUCUUUAAACUUAGAGGUUGCCAGUAAAAACGAUUCACGUUUAAAAGGAAAAAAGCACCCCAAGCACCCCCUCCCCUCAAUGGAGCUUUGCGGUCUCUGGGUUAAGGGAAGAAGCUGACGUUAAGACCGAUAAGAAGUUUUUAGUCAGACCUUCUUGUUCCAUCUUAAGACAUCAGAUAGUUACAGCAGUAACAGAACAUGUAAAACACUAGAAACCACUUCUUUUUGUAAUCGUUGAAGCCUUUAUUUUACUGUCCUCUUAUUUUUAGCGUUCAUGGACUCAAACAUAUUGAAAACAAAUUCUUCUUACUUCUACCAUCUGGGAAAAUUUCUGGACCCAGCGGUUGGGAACAAUUCUUACUGGCUACUGUGCUGGCGGGCUACAUUGCACGGCUGGAACGUCCGUACACAGUUUCACAAACGCUGCGAUGGAAAAAGAGACACAGUUACCAUAAUAAGAAAGGGUAAAUACGUUUUUGGAGGUUACACGGACAUUCCUUGGGGUAAGAAUAUUGCUUGCUCAGUUCAAAAGCAAAUAGCAAUAAGACGUAGAGUUGAGCCAGACCAGUCUUCUUAACUCUUUUUACUGCUGUAAGAACUAGAGAGGCUGGUUGUUACGUAUUAACGAUUCUGUAAAAUUGCGGAUAUGUUGAAUAUCUAUCCUCCCGGUUCCUGGCGAGAAAAUACAUGGACCGUAGUAUUGACUCAAAGGUUACCUAAGUUUUCUACACAGGCCACCAAACUGUGACCCUCACGGGCAUUUGUGUCUGAUUUUUGGCAACAUAGCUGUUCUUGCUAACUCGAGUACGCUGAUUUCGAAAAUUGCUGUUGCCAAGCUCAAGUUUGUGUUAAGGUGGAGUUUUAGGGCAUUUCCUUAUGACUUCACUGUGCAAAUAAGAAGUUUCCUUUCCUUUCCCAAUUUUAAAUUUAAUAGAUCCAGAAAUGGUUUCAAAGAGUUCUACGUAUAUUUUAAAGACCAUUUAGAGAAUUUAUAUAACGCUGUUUCUGCGAAUUUCGAGGCGUUGACAAUUGACUUCACCCUUUGAUAUAAAAUUCACACAAUUAUGGCUAAAGAUGUGGUAUUUAUCGUUACAAUUUUUUUAAGAUAAUUAAAAAGUAUAUUAGAAUAAGCCAUUCUUUGAUUGCUCGAGCUCUUGCCAAUUAUUGCAAAACCUUCACAUUCCUACAAUUUUCCUCUCCCUAAAUAAGUUACAAGACCAAGGCAACUUCGAAAUUCGAGUAAGUUCAAAUAGUUUAGGAUAUCCAGACUGCUUAAUAAAAUGUAGGUGCAUGGACACAUUAAAAAGAAAACGAGCUGCAGCGAUUCUCUCAGUACAGACGCUGAGGAGUGGCUUUCCACAAGGACCGACGAGAGAUGUGCAAAGCUGCUAGAAGCACAAAGGCAUGGAAAAGUGUUUGUGAUGAACAAAAUAAAGAGACAAUAAAAAGAGAAAGCGUAAGAGAUGUAACCACUCCUAGGGCUUUCCACAAGUUGCUCGGCAACUAUUUGGCAUCUUCUGGUACUUCGAGAAACUUCUCGAGUUAUCUUCUAAUUCUGAGACAUUGAUAUCGGAGCAGCUUUUAGUGCUUCAAAUUGGCCUUAAACCACUCAUGAAACUAUUUCAGAGUCAUGCUGUCUACAAUGGCACAGAAAUUUGUUAUCGUGACUUCAAACAAAAAGUGAAAAUUGAGCUUUUGAAAGAAAAGCUUGUAAAUAAUCCCCCCAAACGCAGGAAAAAAGUAUUUGUUGCGACAACGAGGCGGCCUCCACUUCAUUAAAAGGGCAAGUAGCACGAAGUAGUAGGAGAAGUGUCGCACCUGUACAAGGGAGUCUUUUCAGACGAUUACUUCGAGUCGUUUUUACUUCUUCAGUAACGUCUAAAACGACUGGCCGUUAAUACCGUCCAGUGACGUCACGACUCCUUUGCCUUAACUCAUGCAAAAAGUAAAACACGAUUUUCAACUGGCAAACAAAGAAAUAUCGUCUGGAAAUGUCUACAUGAUACAGAAGUGCUUUACUCUUUUUGGAUCGUAAUUCAUGUUUAACAUUUUAACUGUCAUCUGCAUGCAGUACUACUCAAACUCGAUCGUAAUCACGCAGAUAAAACAAGCUUAUUAAAAUACACACACGGAACACUUCAAAAACACAAAGAUUUGCUUUAAUUGAAAAGACUCUAUUUGGUUCUUAACGAAGAAGAAAGAAAACAAGAAAUAAAAGUCAAACAGAAUCAUUACACCUGGCGAUGGAAAUGACAAGACUUAAAUCCCAGAAAUUUUCGCUUUCAAAUUGUUUUAACUCCACGCAAACAUGCCAGGCAUGCGAUCCGGCAAUCCCGCUAAAAGUUCUCCUAACUAUACAUAAUUCUUCGAAUGUUUGGACAAGAAUCAACCAAUCAAACACUACCCGGUUUUCGAGUAGUGACGUCACACUGGACGGGAUUAGCGGCCCGUCGAUUCAGACGUUGUUAAAAGAGUGAAAAAGGACUCGAAGUAAUCGUCUGAAAUUCAGGCUAAUCUGGAGAAUGCAAUAAAAUUCCGCCUAGCUGAGGUCAGCGAUCUCAUUGCUGCAAAAGGGCCGGGAAGGUACAAAAAGUGUCUGAGAGCUUAGUACCAGACCGGCAAAAACAAAGAGGAAUCUCAACAUGCAGGUAUCGUUAUGAUUUUAUCUGCUUUGAGCUCGGCCACUAUACUGCAGUGGGUAACCAAAUACUUCAGCUAUCUGACGUAUGGCCGAGAUAUAAUAAGCUAGCCCAAAAAACCAAUACAAACAUAUCGCAGUCAUCUAUCAACAGGAAAGCAUCAUGAGAAAAGUUGGAGACUUGUUUGAAUUCUUAAGCACUGAUACGGGGGAUUACAUCAUACAAGUUAUGAUGUACGCUCCUAGUUACUCAACGCUGUUAGUAGAUCUACUGCACAAGGAGGGCCAUAUACAGCUACAACAGCCAAAUCCUCAAGGUGGACCCCUCACUGGGGCAAGAUACAGUCUGUGCUUGAAAGAGAUAAAUGGCACCGUUGUCCUAACUGGUUCUAAACCCGGACAACUUCCUGAUGCAGUUCACUGCUAAUAACAUUGACAUCAACCAUUCGUUACUAGGUGGAAAGGACACUUUCCACGCAACACAGGUACCUGGUUGACAAAGAGGUCCAAAUAAAACAAAGCAUUUAGCAAGCUUGAGGCCCAAAGUGAAUUGUGAAAUUACUAGGAUUCAACAUUGCACAAGAAAAACAAAAAGUUGUAUAUGUAUUCCUAAGUACAUAACAAAAAAAUAAUGGCUGUCUUUACACUAGGCUGAUAAGUAAGACUUAAGAGCUGCUAAGUUUUACUUAACCAAAAAUUCGUGUGUGAAGGCCUAAGUAAAAUCUCAAGUAACUUUACUUUGCAUGUCAUUGAAGUUGGAAAGUUGAAACGAUUCAAGAAAGUUUCAAGCGACUUGAAAAAAAUCCUUAAAACCGACUUAGCUGACUUGCGGUUACUUGCGGUUUCUUGGGGUGCUUACCAUUUGACAGAAGAAUCUGGCUGGGGUGUCGAAAGCAUAAUGGUAAGCGAUUUACCAGUUUACCGUAGAGUUGCCACAUCCGUUACGGUUUGAAUCCGGGGGCGAAUGCGUCUGGAACCGAGAAAUUGGUAGAUGGUAAGCAACAUUCCGUUUGGUUUGUACCAACUGGAAUGAACGGACUACCUCAAAACGUACUCCUCAAUUUUUGGUUGAAAUUUCCGAAAAGUGACCUUACCAUUUACCAUCCAUCCGGAAUUUCCGAAAUUUUUUGUCAAAUGGUAAGCACCCUCGAGGUUUGAGAAAGGCGAAACACGUCAAUCAAUCGUAAUUAUGUUGCGUGGGAAAAUAGCCUUAAGUUAACCUGAAGUAAAAAAGAAUCGGUUGUGUGUGAAGCUUUAUUUUACUUGAAGUAAUUAAAAUUUGCUGCUCUUGAAAUAUUUCUUAGCUUAUUUAGGCUCUAGUGUAAAGACUACCAAUGUGAUAAAUAUACAAGUGUUAAGGUGAUUUUUCUAUAAGAGGGCGUGGUCAAGUGUCACGUGAUGGCUGUAUUUUAAUAUAAGCAGCGUAAAAACAGUCAGAAAUUCUUUGGAUAUAAUUUUCAAAACACGAAUAACGCUUCAAAAGAAAUUCUCUUUUUUAAAUUUUCUCCCUUCUCUUUUUUAAAUUUGUAAUUGUUAAAGGAAAGAAAACCCCUCAUUUGGACAAUGACGUCAUUAGUGAAAAUCCCCAAACUCCACCUUAGCACAAGAACUGAGUUUGGCAACAAUGAUUUUCAAAAUCAGCGAACUCAAGCUAGUAAAAAUGCCUGUGGGUGUCACAUUUUUGCGGUAAAAUCCUUUAUAUUUACCUGACGGGAUACCCGUCGAUCGAAUGGAGAGUUAGUAAUCAAAUGUUUUCUGUCAUGAGCGAUAUUAGAUAUGUCAUCUUUACCUGCGACCUUCUUCACCAUCAGUUACAGGGUUAUUAGUUCUUUCAUUUAAGUCCAAUUCUUAUUUCUUCAGUGGCACUUACCAAGGUAAUAUGUUGAUUUGAUACCUAAUGUUUACCUAAAAUCUUCGUCACAUUACCGUGGGACACCGCGUGCUGUACCCAUUUCCUGACAAAAAAAAUGUGCUCUUUCCCUCCCAGUGUUGUUGUUGUUUUUUUUGCUUCUGUCAUUCGAACGCGCAAAAUCCAACAUUAAGGGGGUAGAAAAUACCACCACUGUCCCAGCUAUUGUGACGAGUGUUGUAGGUCAGUCAAUUCUCGUACCUCGGUAAAACGAUCAAGUCAAAUACGUCGACAUCAUGUGUUCUUAUUUUCAUGGGAUUAUUACGGGAUGAAAAGAAAUGCUUUAUUAAUUUGUUUUUAUUUUAUUUAUUUAUUUAUUUCUACGGCUAAAAUUUAUAACUUCGAGGAAUCCAUCUCCAUUGGCUAUUGUGUCUAGCUACAUAUGUUGCUUUUGUUGUUUACACUUUUAGUUUUUUCGAUCAAGUCAGUGUGUGUGAAGUUCCAGGUGGGGUACCCCCAUAAAUUUUGGAUAGGUGUUUGUCUCCGAGGGCCUGAAGUACUGACCCUAUUUGAGGAUGAGACAAACGAAAACUGAUACCUUAUUGUCUCCGUAAAAACCGACCAGUGAUUUCGGAUCAAAAAAUUUUCGUUGUAUUCUAGGAUAUUAAAGUCUUUACCUAACGGAAAUGCGAAAUAUAUUUUUUUACGAAUUUUUAAAUUUUCGGCCGGCUGGCGCCAGCGCCAUAGCCUUUGAAACUUCAAACGUCGCCUACAUUGUCGGCGCUACAGAAAACAAACAACUCGUUCAAGAAGCCCGAUUUUCUUUUUAAUAUACGGAUACACCACUCUAGAUGUCUUAGCCAUAUCACAGUAUGCACAAAUAGCGCAACUUUGAGGGCAGUUUAAAAAAGUGUGGCACCUGUCUGAACGUUGCUAUCUGUAUUAAUACAAACUAGAAAAGAUAGUAAAACGUAGAAAGGAAUAAAAUUUUUGUGCUUUUUACGUUUUCGAAUAUGAGCGCCGUUUGAAUUUCCAGAAAUUUCGAAGACAAGAUAAUCGACGAAUUUGCCUUGUUAUUCUCCUCCUUUAACUUCGCUGUUUGUAAUGUCCUUCUUGGUUUGUAGAGCCGGGAUACUAUUUUGCCUUAAGCUAUCGUUUUUACUAAAAUACUGGUUUUCUUAUAGUUUGUCCUCCAACGGAAUUUUUUGUCUUGUUUGUGAUAAAAGUAAUGGUACUCGUUGCUGGUCGCGAGAGUGACAUGGCUGUUUCGUGACAUUCAGAUUUUCCGCUAUUUGUUAGAGGUAAUUGCCUUUGAAUCGCCAUACAUCGAUAAACUUAAUUCUUCAGUUUAACGUAGAUGCAUUGAAAAAAUUGGCUCAACACAUUUUAGAGAAGAAAAUUGAGAAUCCGCUAAAACGCUACCAAGAUAGAAUGAGGUGACGCUACAAAAGUUCGUUCUAGGCCCCACUGUUUUUCGGAAAAUCAUUGGACAGGAUUAACACGUCGAGGAUUUUUUUAAAACGUUUCUACGUUAAUAUGUAUAGGUAAUGAGACCCAAUAAAACCAACAAAAAAGUGUCAACUCUUAAAAAUGAUUCACAAGGGCAAGGGCUAACGUACCUGGGCCGUGGCCAUGAAACGUGAACUCUUGCCCUCUUUACUUACCACAUAAUUAUGCAUCCGAAGCGCUCAUGUAGCUUUUGUAGCUUUCCCAUCGGGUAGCGGUAAGCAUUAAGAUUAAGAACCUAAGUCUUAAGGUUCCUUGUUAGCGCAUAUUUUUAUGCCUACAAAAGAACAAGCAAGUCACUGGAAGGAUUUUUGUUGUUUUGAUCUGACCAUGGAGCGCAUGAUCUAAAUCGUUGAUCCCCAGCGUUUGGCGCUAUUACUUCAGCGAUGCAUAUUUCUUUUUCCAUGUCUGUUCCCUCACUCAUUCUUUUCCAUCUCGUUGCUGUUCUAAUCUAGGUAAAGACGACAUACUUUCUUAGGGGCCAGGUCUGAAAAACGAUGUCAAACUGAAAUGACCUUUUUUGGCCUGAAAAAGGGUUCGGGCGGCACACCCCCAACAAGAAUUCCCAGGAGCACCCCCCGGGAUAACAUGUACUUCGAAUUCCGCAAUAAUGCGGAUCACCACCAAAAAGGUUUCACUUCUUUCUAUGCGUAUUUACCUACAGACAUACCAGUGACUGCAGACUGUGGCUCAAUCCAGGUGCGACGAGUAUACCAUGGGUAGUAUCUGAGCAAUGAUGUGCAUAAGGCUUCAAAAUUAUUUGUAAUACCAAUUACCGAUUGAAUAGAAAUUUUUAUAAUGAUACAAUACAUUGUCCCUUCAUCUGUUCUUCUGUACAUUUGCUCCCUGAGUAAUUUCCUCUGGCCAAUUGCAAUUCUUAUUUUCCCCAAAUUUUUGUUUUUGCGUCUUGACCGAAGUACUGCAAAUAGCUGUAUCACGACAAUGAUGAGCUUGACUUUCGACUCAUAUCGACUCAUAGCAGAGAAGUAUUUUUUCGGACCAAGACAAUCGCGACUUGCACUGAUUAUGACGGGUUGAUUGGCAAAAUAAACUCAAAACAGUCUUAUUCCCUAGUAGGAUUCGAGGUCUCGAAAAAUACUUUUAGAAUAAAAAUUGAUUUUAUUAAGUAAAAUUGCCAAAUUUCCGCGUUGUUUCCUGAGUCAUGUUCAUCUUCUCUACUAAAAGCGAAAUGUCUAUUAAUAUUAAAUUGACUUUCAAGAAUACUAGAAACUGGAUGCAGAAAAAAUAAAUAGUUUGUAAAAACCUUCCGUGCACAUUUACAUAAAGCAAAAAUCCAGAACUACUUUACAAAAUAAACUAGCCUGCGUAGAAUGGCGGUCUUGUCGCGCGAAGCUCGCACGAACGAGCAGUGCUCCCGCCCCAAUCUCCUCGUGGUUUCACAGCCCUCGCCCGCCUUAAUUAUAAGCUUGUACUGCGCGCCAGACCAAAACUACACAGGCUAAUAAUAUAACCGGAAAAAUCAAACACGUAAUGGAACAAUUCCUUUUAAAGGUUUAAGGAAAAAGUUCAAGAGUUAUUCUCUCGACCUUCUUUUUAUGUAAAAUUGGAUGUACAGUCUCUUAGACAACUCAGUCGGCACAGGUUAUCGCCUCCUGAUCAGCAUUAAGAAUACUGUGACAUUUACUAUGACUUGAAGAGUUGUUUUGUUUUCAGCUGAAAGGUAAAAAGCUAAGUCCGUACCUCGAAAGAGACAUGACUUACCUCUGAACCAAACCUGAGCCCUACACCCACCCUUCUAAACACUACUACUUGAGGCUACACGGAAAGGUAAGAAGUCGAAAAAGGGAUUGGAGGUCACAUUGGGGAUCUGCCUUUAGACUUCUCCCAUAGAAGGCCGCGCAAUAACCAACUGUACCAAUCUUUUCUCCUCAAAAGCAAGCGAAAACGCAAAGUAGCGCAGUAGAAAGCCUACCGGACCCAGUAGGACUUGUGUUUCCAAAAAUUGGGUGACGUUACAUGAUCAUUUUUUAGCUUUUCCUUGCUCCUAACAAAAAAAAAAGAUAUUGACACGUCCUUAAAGGGCGACAGUUUCGAGCCAGUUGCAGCCCAAAUAAUGAUCAAUUAUGUCUCACACAUACGAACAGACCCGCCCUGACGAAUAUCAGUUUGUAUUUUAAGUGGUUCGUUAUAUCUUUUCUUUCUUUCUGCAACGUACAUACUGAAUAUGUUUAACCUCAAAAAUCUCUACAAUUUGAUUUUCCCAAGGCCACAGCAGACAGUCGGUCUGUACACUCCUUCGCUAAGGGUUAAAAGAACAACAACAACAACAGCUCGUUAUUAAGGACAGUUUGCUUUGUCCGUGGGGAAAGAAAAUCCUUACAUUUUCUCUAAAUUUACCCCGAGAUGGUCCUAAGAUCUUUAUUUUCCGUUAAAGAUAAAAAAAUAGAGGUUUAUUAAUAUUUCACUCUUUGAAACAAAAGGAAUUAAUUUUUAACAUUUUUGUUAACCGUAACUGAAAAAAAUUAACCGAAAGCCGUAAAAGAGCCAAAAUUUUAGCCGAAAGCCGUAAAAGCCACAUCUCCAUUGAGACCCUCUUGUCUGCUUCGUGUCCAGUCCACAAGGACUGGCCUUGUCACGCAUACAACUACGCAUAAGUAUUUCAAAUAGAUAACUGGGCUAAAUUGUUUUCUUAGCGUCUUAUCGCGUCACAUUUGCAAAGAAAUUAGUUUUAUUUGCCCAAGAAAUUUUACUGCUAUAUCUUGAGGAGUCGAUCCUAAAGAAAAACUAUUUUUAGUAAAGACCUCGAGGUCGGGUGUCACAAACCAGUCAAACUCGCGGAUACGACCAUUUUACAAACCGGAUAACAUCGCAACAAAACAAGUAUAAACACGGAAUCAACGGCCAAUAUAAUUUCAGACGAUUAAGAAAUAACCUUAAAAUGAAAAAGAACUAAGGUGAGAUCCAUCAAGCCAUCAAGUGAAGUUGACUUUCACGAGCAAAGCACAAGGCAAGUGUUCGUUAAUUAUCAGGUCUUCAAAAUUUCUGGAAAUUCAAACGGCGGUCAUAUUCGAAAACGUAAAAAAAAAAAAUUAUUCCUUUUUAGGUUUGCUACCAUUUCUAGUUUGUAUAAAAUGCAUAUAGCAACGUUCAGACGGGUGCCACACUUUUUUAAACUCCCCUCAAAGUUGAGCUAUUUUCGUGUUUUGAUGGAAGGCUGAUGACACGUGCCAAGAAAAAGAUUCGUGCCGUUAAAAUGAAUAAAUAAUUCGGAACUGUGAUAUGGCUAGGACAUCUGGAGUGGUGUAUCCGUAUACAUGUAUUAAAAAGAAAAUCGGGCUUCUUGAACAAGUUGUUUGUUUUCUGUAGCGCCGGCAAUGUAGGCGAUUUUUGUAGUUUCAAAGGCUAUAAUGCGUCGGUGCUAACCGGCCGAAAAUUCAAAAAUUCGUAAAAAAUUAUAUUUCGCAUUUUCGGUCAAACAAAAUGCAUUUUUGUACCUAAUUAUGUAAAGACUUUAAUAUCCCAGAAUAUAAAGAAAACUAAUUUUUUGAUCCGAAAUCACUGGUCGGUUCUUACGGGGACGCGCUCUUCUGAGGCGCACCCCUACAAAAUGAGACCCAAUUCAAGGAAAAAAAACACAAACUAAGAAUUUAAAGGCGACACAUACCCUGCGUGAUCAGAAGGCCUUUUCGUAAAUUAAUUGUCAGUCAUGCUCGCGAAGAAAAGACCGUGAGUAAAGAAACGCCGAAAAAGUCUUCAUUAGGUCGCUUUCAUGAUACUCUAAGGUAAAGUUCAGCUAACAGACCAUUUUUUUUUUCUCGUGUAGCUGGGCAUUUAUACCUGUAGACUCUUGAAUGUUAACCAAUUGAUAACGGCGGGAACACAACACUAACAAGGGAAAAAUUGAUUCAGUAUGGAAGAAUAAGACCCUCAAAUACCAUACUUUUUCGGGCGUCAGAUACCUAUCUAGCCAAAAUAUGGGAGUACCCCACUUCUCCCCCCUCCCAACCCUCCAAGCAGUCAAGUUGAAGUUUAGUAAAUUGAAUCUAGUUUAAAGUCAGGGAACACGCAGGGGGAGGUGCUGGGGGAAAAACUUGCCCCUUUCCGCGCACUUUUUGUGGGAAAGAAAAAAAAAAUGUUUGCCACAAAUUUUUGUAGUUACAUUCAUGUUAGAAUUAAAGAAGGUAUAACUGUAGCUGAAAAGAUGCAAUAGUCAUUGUGAUUGUUAUGGCAUUGCAAAGGCUCGAUUAAUCCGUUUCCAGAGGCGACUUUUUACGCGUGUAAACAAGCGGCGAUUUCACAAAGACUCUUCUCGAGUGCUAACAAAAACACAAUAACCAUGCAGCCGUUGUCUCGUGGGUUUUGCGAAUAUAGUAAAAUGGGUUUUCUUGGCGGCAAAGAUAUUCCCACCUUAUUAUCCAGCUUGCGAUCCUAUAACCAAUAAAAGUAAAGGGGAGAAAAAUAAGUGUAGAUCAUAAUUAAUGUAGAACCAUGAUGAACUUUCAUUACUCCCUAAAACAAUUCAAUUAUCCCCAAAAAUUAUUUUCUCAAUUAUCCCUUACUGGUUCCCUUAUCCCUAAGGAAAAGGUCUGAAAGGUUAGUUACAUCACAUGUCAAUGCAAAUAAGAAAUGCAUUAUCAUUGGCGUAUAUCAUACAUCAUCUCUGUAUAUCUGUCUUUAAAGACUAUGUCCAUCUUCAUAACUAACUGUAAGGAAUAGCAAUACAAUAAACAAAGGGAGGAAAAUAAGAAAAAAAAACGAAAGUUGAAAAAAAUGUGUGAUUCCAUUUCACUCAUGGUUCUUAUUUAAUUUGUUUUGUUUUAGUUUAUGAUAAUUCAUUUAAAGUCAAGAAUAAAAAUAAAAAUAAAUAAAUAAAUUCAAACUAUGGAAAAUACACUACAGAGUAACUACACCACAGUGUUUACUCAAAAGUUAAUACUUACGUUUUGUUGGUUUGUUAGAGUCCAGUGAUCGCUGGCCAUGGGGCUUCACUCGCAAGGCGUUUAUUUUUUCAGUUAGCAAUAAAGAAGAACUGGAUCCCUUUGUGAGUGAGGUGAGGAGUCCAUACCAUGCAAUUGACAGGGGGUCAGGGUAUGGUCCAUGGUUUGGUGCCGACAUCUCAAUUGCUAAUAAUGCCAACGGUUACAGCCGCUCAUACGCACGCCUUGGCUGGGCCUACCCUGCUCCUGCUGCAGUGCAGGACCCGGACACAAUCCUGGCCGGGACUUUAUUGUUCUCACCUGAUGAGGUGGAGGUAUUUUAUCUUGACCCAACUCAAUAA
Molecule: messenger RNA, 18191 nt
Organism: Porites lobata
Lineage: Eukaryota; Metazoa; Cnidaria; Anthozoa; Scleractinia; Poritidae
Source: the annotation of a GenBank genome assembly